ACUAUAGUUUCUUCAGAGUGCUCUUCAUUGUCUGCCGGCUCCCUGCAGACAUGUGGCGCAGAUUCUCACUGCUGCUUUUAUGCUGUGCUGUAAGUGGUCUUGAUGCUCUGGACGCGCACACAAGCGCGGAGCCUUCGCGGGACAAGAUGCUGUCGACCCUGCUGGGGGGGCCGGAUAAAGACGCUCCCUCCGCGGCUGUACUGGAGGACAGUCUGCGAGGCGGGGAGCAGCAGUCCCCGCAGAGAGACGCUGCUGCAGUGGGUGCGGAGAGGAGAGUUCAGCAGCCCACCGCCAAGCCUCUGGAAGAGGAGCUGGACAACCAAGAGAACAUCAUUAGCCAGUUGCUGGGCGAUUACGACAAAGUAAAGACUCUGUCGUCAGGGUCCGACUGUGUGUGUCGCUGUAUCGUUCGACCAAUCAAACGCUCUGACUGCAGCCGUAUCCACGACGGCGACCCGGCAUCAGCAUCCGAGAAUUUUUACACUGUGGAGACGGUCGCCAAAGGGACAGACUGCAAGAAAUGUGUGUGUAUGGCUCCGCCUUCAGCCGUCAACCCCUGUGAGGGAGAGUACAGGUUCAAAAAAUUACAGGAGGCCAGCAAAGAUGACAUUAAGCUGGCAACUAUCAUCGACUUGCUGGAGGGCUCCUUGUAUGGUAUGGACUUGUUAAAGCUUCACUCUGUCACCACCAAGCUGCUGAGCAGGGUGGACAACAUGGAGAAGGCCUUUGCCCGUAAUCUUACUGAGAGAGCUAAAGAGAAAGAACGUGUGAAGGACAAAGCAAAAGAAAAGGAGAAAGAGAAGAAGACCCAGGAGAAAAAAAAGAAAGUUACAGAUUUGGCGCGUGCAGGACAGAAAAGUGGAGCAGCUGCUUACGCCAACAAUAAGAAGACUUAUGAAGGUCAGCUGAAGAAGAACCAACAGCAAGAUGGUCUGGAACAACACCAAACCAGGAAUAAGACAAGCACUCAAAAGCCAAUGAAAAGCAAGACAGACCCAAAGCAGCCAAUCAGAGAUAAGAACAGCAUGGUCGUCAAGGGUGUGACCUAUUACAAGGCGGAGGAAGAGAGCUACAAAGAGGAGGAGGAGGAGGAGGAGGAGAAAGGGAUGAAUAAAACUGCAAGUGCUUCAGUGGACUUACUGAUCUCUGACCAGCUACGACCUACCAGGAGUUCAGGACCUUCAACCGCUGUUACAACAGGACUAGACUUUCAGGACGAAUCAACAAGACGGAUCAACCCGACUACCACGCAAAAAACCACAACUACAACUGAACCCACUCCCACCUCCUUCAAACCAACACCUGAAUUAACUACUAACGUACCACCAACAGCUCCAAAACCAACGACAGCCAAACUGACAACUACUUCCCAACAAACUACACUCGCUAUACACACCACCUCACCUCCAGAUACCAAUGUGGGUCCACCCAUUGAUGCGUCUCCCACGGCAGAGUCUCAGCCAGGACCUAAGAGUCGACUCAGCUGGACGGAGAGCCCAGCUGACCAGCCAAAGACCACAACAAAGCCUGCGGUCUGUAAGGACACAGUGGCCAGCAUCUCUGAACCGGUCCAGCAUAACUCUUACGGCCUUAGUGACGGGGCCUGGAUGAGAGACGCUCGCGGCCACGGCAGUGUCAUCUACCUCACCGGCGGUCAUUACGGCAGCGACCUUCUAGAGUUCCGAGACAUGGACACCUUCAAAUCAGGUCAGGCAAGUAAUUCCUACAAGCUGCCCUACAGUUUCACUGGAACAGGCCACGUCGUGUUUAAUGGAGCUUUCUACUACAACCGGGCCUUCAGCAGGGACGUCAUCAGAUACGAUCUGAGACACAGAUAUGUAGCAGCCUGGACCACACUGCAUGAUGCUAUACUGGAGGAGCAAGCUCACAGGACGCAAACUGAAGUGGAGUUUGCUGUUGACGAGUCCGGCCUCUGGCUGCUCUACCCGGCUGUGGACACAGAGGGCUUCCACCAGGAAGUAAUCCUGCUCAUCCACGUCCGCCCCCGAGACCUGCAGCCAAUAAGGAGCUUCCGCACAGGUCUUCGGCGUGGCCGCUAUGGAAACAGCUUCCUGGUUUGCGGCGUGCUUUAUGCAGUGGACAGCAUGGAGCGCCGCUUCGCUAACGUGACAUACGCCUUUGACACGCACACGCUCACGCACACCGUGCCGAGCCUGGCGUUCACGAACAUGCACGCGCACACCUCCCAGCUGGCUUACUGCCCACUAAUCAAGAAACUUUACGCAUGGGACGACGGACAUCAGAUGACGUAUGAUGUCAUCUUUGCUUAUUAGCGCCAUGAAUGGACGCACAGAUGAAGAAACUGUGGUUAGCAUAUCCAGCAAGAGGUCAAACCAAAGCUGAGGAGAAAGGAAAUAAGAUAAUAACUGUACAGAUAUUUGAUCAUUGUUUUGUUUCUACAUGACUGUGGAUCAGUCUAACUGAAUGUGUUUUUAUAUUGACCUCAGCUGCUGCUUCGCCACACACACCAAAGUUAGUAUUAACCAGCAAGAGCAGCACGUAACUCACAAGAGAAGUCAGAAAACAAGUCGAAAUAUGUUCACAUUUGGAAAAGGACAAAACCCCACGGUCAUGUAAAUAAAUGUAAACACGUCUUACUGUUUCUCCUAAUGGAAAUGUUCCUCUGAGUUUAGAAAAAAACUGUGUAUAACUGUUCCACUGCAUAUUGAAAAUGUAGUGGAGAAACUGAGGAAUUG
Messenger RNA from Micropterus dolomieu (smallmouth bass), 2717 nucleotides. RefSeq names its product olfactomedin-like 2Bb (gene olfml2bb). The transcript has 9 exons. The record is from RefSeq and is a predicted model, not a curated record. NCBI's taxonomy places the organism in Eukaryota, Metazoa, Chordata, Actinopteri, Centrarchiformes, Centrarchidae. Gene Ontology annotation, biological process: signal transduction. Bases 51 to 2294 code for a protein of 747 amino acids.